Molecule: messenger RNA, 5003 nt
Organism: Notodromas monacha
Lineage: Eukaryota; Metazoa; Arthropoda; Ostracoda; Podocopida; Cyprididae
Source: the annotation of a GenBank genome assembly
GUUUUUUGUUGGACUCGUGUAGGGAUGCGUGUAAUCCCGGGUUGAUGCUAGUUGAGUGCAGUAUGUAACGUUGGCCCGGGAACGAGUGAGUGACGUGAUGAAGCGACCGUCAGCGCAUUCCGUGAUGAGUCGCUGCGGCCGUCGGGAGCAAUGAGUUGUGAUGAGGACGGGCAUGCGGCCGCGGUGAUGUGAGCAGAAAACUUGGGGCCCGGUGGUCGCGAGAGUGGUAGAAGCCGUGGUGCUCGCUGGUCCAGUUUGCGGGGGGAGAUGCCAUGGGCACAAGCAGAAGCACGCACUAUUCCAGCUGCACCAACUGGCUUUGCCGCCAGUCCCUCCACACCCUAUUCACACUCAGCUUUAUCCUGGUCUGCCUCCAGAAGAAGGUCUGGGCUGCGGCUGAUCCCAAGCCGAAACCCGGGCCCGAGGCCCCCGUUGCCGCUGAAGACAAUCCUUUGCUUUCUUGUUAUACUUGCGUCAAUGUGUCGGACAACGAUUUGUGCAACAGGUUUGCCAUCGACCACCCCUGUCCGCCAGGCAUGUUAUUCUGCCGCACCACCCACAUAAUGGAUUCGCAUGGAAGAAGCGUUUUAGUGGAUAAGAAGUGCUCAGCGGCAGUCGAGUGUCUGGAGGGCAACGUUGGAUGCUUGGAUAUUGAUGGCCAACGGAUAUGUGUCUCUUGCUGUGAUGAAUCUUACUGCAACAAGGAUGUGCCGACGGGCUACCACGAUGCCGUGCUCAACCACACCCACCACCACCGGGAAGGGUCGCAGUUGGCGGCGCACAGCAACGUGAGCAGUGGCACACCUACAGGCGCCACUCGCCUCACCAACGGCUGCAUCGGUCUGUCGACGUCUGCACUCCUGCUCAUCAUCCAUUGCUUGUUCACCCUCGCCUUGCCUCCCAGUUUGCAACACUGCCGUGUUUCGCUGAAGGCGUGAACUGAAAGAAAAAUAAAAAUACGAAACUGAUUUUUCCUCCCCUUUUUUUCGUGUCUUCGGUGUAUGCGCUAUAGUGUCUGUGACUUGUUGCCGUGUGAUGAUGAUGAUGAUGUUUAGUCUAGUCGUGUCCCUCUGCGCGGAAAUUCCCCAGUUCUCUUGAAGUUCCCGCUCGGAGUUGAAGAGUGAGAUUAAUUUUGGAAAGAGAGGGGGAGGGUUCAUAGCUUUAGCCGGUUUCGGAAGGAAAACCCAAUCUACGCCCUCCCGAGAACGUUUAAUUGAACUUCCGAGUUACGACUUCUGGUCGACCUGGAUCUCGAACUCGCUGGUAAGACUCAUGACUUCCCGAGGCCGUGAGUUGCGCAUAAAUUGGAUCAUGGAGGAAUUCGCUAAGAGUAAAUCGAUUAUUACUAUCAAAAAAUACCGAAUUAAGGUGAAUUAAGGUCUCAUUGAAGUUGGUUGAUGCUUCAAUUAACGUUUGUUUAUCCCGUGAUAUUCAAACUUGAAAGUUCUCGACGUGUUACCAAUAAAUGCCAGGAGAUGUCCGAUUUUUUCGCGCGCUGGUGAAUUUUCACGUGAAAGUCGGGCGGUUCUGAUGAUCAGAUCAUUUUGCAAAACUGCUUCUGUAGUACAGUAUUCAUUUUUUUUUUAUCGAAUGUACCAAAUUUUCCAAGAAAAAAUUCUGCAGCUGGUGCAGUAUCCAUUUUCAGUUUUAUAGAUGCCUCUCCUCUUAGUUUUGAAUCUUCAAAGUUUACCUGCAAGGUCUCUGAGGCUAAAAAAUGUAAAAAGAAGUUUUCUUCCGGUUCCCUAAAAAUGUCAGUGUAUUAAAGUUUAAAAUCAAGGAUUUAGCAAUGAAAAUGAAUAUGUAGAGCUGGCUGAAAAGAGUGUAAAAAAAAAAGGAAAAACUUUGAAAUUCAUUUUUGAUGACCGUUUCCACCAGGGCGCGCAAAAGUCGAACCCUAGUACAUUGAUGCUGUAUGUGUCUCAUCGGAAUAAAAAUCGAAACUCGUGAUAAAAUUUCGCUUUUCCAAUGUGAUAAUUUCCUUGAAGCCUUUGGCUCGACCUAAUGCAACGAUUAGCUGUAACAACGAUCUGAUGGGUUCUCCUCUAAAACAAAGAACGUGUGAUUUUGAAAAUGAGAACGAAUGUUAGAUUGGACUGGAGCUUCGAUAGUGGAAUGAAUUUCAUUGAUUAGAAAAAAAUUCUAAGUCGGUUUUGGAAACUCGGGAGUUUCGCUUGUUGAGCGGCAUGGGCAAUCAGAAUCGCAAGUCUCCCAUCUUCUGGUGCUUUCCCGUUGAAUUGCGGGAAUGUUUGAUUCCCCAUCAUAGUACCUGUUGCUAUUGUUUUUAUUUUUCUAGCACUACGAGAGCAGGACUUUGGGGAAAAGCGAGGUGCUUUUGUUCGAUAACUCGAGUUGCGGUGUGGGAUAUUCUUUCUCCACCGGACUGUUGUUCUGCAUGCACUUUAUCAAUUACGUUGGAUUAAAAACUUUUCGUUUUCCUCGUGUAAGCUGAGCGAGUAUUAGGUUUUUUGUGUUCAGAUUAUAAAUUCAUUCGGGCUUCAAGUUUAUUGUGUUUUCCGAGUACUUGUUUGUGUGACUUUUGCAGAGUGUUCAAAAGGUUGCUGUGCAGUUUUAGAAUGUCAUCGUUUCGGAUAAUGGAACGGCCUAAAGAUGAACAUGCUUUCAAGCGUCAGUUGGUUGAAUCUAGCAUUUGCUCUUGUAUGUUUUGCAUAAGUAUAGCAAUUUUUUGUUAUGAGCUGGCUGAGGUUUUCAGAAAACAAAAAUGUGCAUCGAAAAGUAAAGCAUUGAAUCGCGAAACUCUUUUCAUCUUCUAAACAUUUUCUUCUACCCGUUUUACGCAGUAAAUACACUGUCUAUAAAAAAGUCGCGUUAUUCACUUUUCAGUAGCCAUUAUUCGAGGAGAAUUUCAGUAAUUCGAAAAAAUCUUCUGUCGUUUCAAGGUGUAGCCUAUCUUUGCUCAAUUACAGUGUUUCACGCAAAUGCUAUGAAAACGGCGUGUAAGCCUUCUUGAACUGCGUAGAAACUUAUUGAACACUCUCCACACUUUUGUUGCUACGAGACAUUGUCGUUCUCCGUGUUCAUGAGCGAUUGCUCAAAUUUCCAUUUCAGUUUAUUGUGAGUUGAAUUUUUUUUAUACGAGAAAGUCUUCAUUGGUAAAUCUGGAGAACUUAUGGGAAAACGCGCCAUAUCUAAUUGUUCGUCAGAUUAAUUUGAAGCUUGUGUUCUGAAAAUUUGGAGUAUUCUCGAACGAGCCGAGUUCGUUUUCUUGUCGAGAGAGUUGAUGCAAUGUCAUUCGAGUGUGAGAAGAAAAAUCGAAGCCUUUCGCAGUUGAUCGAAUAGAAAAUUGUAUGCGUACUGAAAGACAAUCAAUCUAAGAGUGUUGGGAUGCACCAGAAGGUUGGAUUUUGCCGUAAGUUCCAGCGAGGGGCAAGCAUUUUUAGUCGGACUUUGAACACGAGACAGUGACCUGGUACUUAGUUGUGGUACCUGGCAGUUGCUCAGGAAAUGCCAAGAAAAAAAACAAUCGUUACGAGCUGCAGCUUAUUAGGAAAUUCAGCUGAGCUUCGUCUGUUGAGAAGAGGUGGGGAAAAGGAGCAUUUAUCUGUUACCGGGGAAUCGCGUAGCCGAAGUUCAAAAAGGAUAUGGUUGGAAAAUGUACAAAGUUGCUCAAUGAAGUGUUUUCACGAGAUUUUGAUUCUGCACUAGAAUAUUUAACUACGUAUCGCGUGGAUGUCGUGUUUUUUUUUUUUCUCAUCCUCUCAUUUCUCGGGCUGUGUGCUGGCUCUCGUGCUAAUCGAAUCCCCUGAGUGGUAUAGCUCUUGGCGACGAGGAUUUUUUUCUUUUGCCUCGGGGUCCGACUAAGUACAGGGUGAUCCAUGUGUUAAUUGACCUGCGAAAGCGGGAAUAUUUCGGGCAAUGAUGAAUCUACUACUGUAUUACGAAAAUUAUGAAGAAGGAAUUUGCAGUGUUCCCCAGAGAGACAAAGAAAACCCUAAAAAUCCUGGCAUCACCCUUUCGAAGGUGAAUUUUUUUGCAGUUUUUGUAUUGGAAUUCCUUUUUGCUAAGCAGUGAAAAGACGGAGAUCUCGGUGUCGAUUUUUUUUUAUCAAAUGAGGGACGAUGAGAUUUUAUAGUUCAUAAUUUGUUUCAUGAAGUUCCUUCACAAAAUAUGGCUCUGUUUCUUAGAGUUGAAGAAAGUGUUUUGUUAUUCUUGAUUUAUUUGAGCAUUGCUUUCUUUGUUUGAGUACGCUGCCAUUUUCUGUUGUGGUGAAAAAUAUUUGUCGAUUGAUUUAUUCGACAAUCAAUGGAGUCUGGAAGGGAUUAGCUCUUCUAUAGAGCUUAACAAUGUUCAACGGAAAUAUUUUCUGUUCUGUGCUGUAACGAAUCCCGCAGUUUGUAAAGCUUUACAAUGAAAACAAAUGAAAGGGAGAAGUCCAAUAACCGAGACACCAGUAUCCAUUAAGAUUAAAAACAUGUUCGCACUCUCAGGAAAGUAAUGCAAACUCACUUUUCUGUUGGAUCAAUCAGUCCGAGUAAAUUAAUACUUUCGUUGCUUCAUAUGGCGUCUUUUAGUCUAGAAUUUAAAAUGUUUCUGUGUUAUUGAGAAGUAAUAGCUGAAAUAUUCCCGUUCUUGUGGGUCUGUAUGUAGUGGAGCUUGAAUCGCCUUGUACUUCCUUGUUCCUGCAAUGAGAGCAGGUCACGUGUGGUGACGGAGGGAGACGAAGGCGAUCGGUGCGCCGAUUUGUUCAUCUAUCGUUGCGUGAUGAGUGGACGAUCGUCCAGCUGUGUGCCAUGUUGGGGAUGAGUGCAAUUGGCGGAGGAUGGGGGGUGGAAUCGCACCCUUCCGCCUACUCAGUGUUCAGAGUUCAAUCAUCACUUUCAUUGCAUUUUACUUGUUAUUGUCAAGCGAUUUUUUCCAUUGUCCCCGUUUUUUGGCUUGCGCACGCGGCGGCGCGGUGAACGUAAUGUGGCCAAUUAGUCACGGCCUUGGUGCUCGACCUUGACAGGAAAUAUAUCGAAGCAAUUCAAUCAUUUCCUCAACGAAAA